AUGUUUAUCUUUGUUGGCUGUAAUUAACUGCUGCUUUUACUUUUUAACUGCCAUGGUUUUACUGACCCUUUAUAUAUGUUCAGCUUCUAUUCAGUUUCAAAGAAUCUUCCUCCGCACCAACCUUCUGCUGCCUUAAGUGCUGAAGAACUUGUAGGAUAUGAAUCGAAGAGUGAGGCAGAAACGUGAAUGUAGUUGGGAAAAAGAUCAGACAAACAUUAAUUCGAAGACCCCUAAGUGUGGAUGUUUGACUUCAGCUACUAUUUCUGGAGUUGAUUGGACAACGUUGCCUUAUGAUACAGUUAUUCAACUCUUCUCUUAUUUAAACUAUCGAGACCGAGCUAGCUUGGCAUCAACUUGUCAAACAUUUAGGCUUUUAGGUUCUUCGCCUUGUUUAUGGGGGUCGCUGGACCUCCGCUCUCACAAAUUUGACACUGCAGCUGCCGUCUCACUCUCCCCACGAUGCAAGAAUCUCCAGAGACUUAAAUUUCAUGCAGCUGGCUCAGCAGAUGCAAUAGUCAGUCUUCAAGCAAGGGAACUUAGAGAAAUUAGUGGUGAUCUCUGCCGGGACAUUACAGAUGCUGCACUUUCAGUGAUAGCAGCAAGACAUGAGAUGCUUGAGAGUGUCCAUUUUGGUCCAGAUGCUUGUGAGAGAAUCAGCUGUGAUGCAAUAAAAGCACUUGCAUAUUGCUGCCCAAAGUUGCAGAGGCUUUGGAUGUCAGGUGUUAAGGUCAUUAAUGGAGAUGCUAUUAAUGCUUUGGCUAUGCAUUGUAGGCAGUUAAAGGAUGUUGGGUUUGUGGAAUCAGACAACAUUGAUGAAGUGGCUCUUGGAAACUUGAAUUCGGUUAAAUUUUUAUCAGUUGCAGGGACUAGAAACUUGAAAUGGGGAUCUGCAGCACACGUUUGGAGUAGAUUGCCUAGCUUGGUAUGUUUAGAUGUUUCUAGAACUGACAUAAACCUAAGUGCUGUUACCGGAUUUCUCUCAUCGCCCCAAAAUUUGAGAGUAUUGUCCGCCUUGAAUUGCCCAGUUUUUGAGGGUGAAGUUGACAGUAUCUCGAUGUAUAAUCAUAAAGGCAAAAUAUUUCUUACUUUUCUGAGUGACAUGUUCAAGGGAGUGACAUCAUUAUUUGCCGACUACUCUAAAAAUGUUACUGAUGUGUUUCAGUACUGGAGGAAAUUAGUGAAUAGAGAUAAAAACGUGGAUGAAAUUGUUGUUUGGAUUGAAUGUGUCUUUUCGCAUUCACUUUUGCGUAUCGCUGAAAACAAUCUGAAGGAGUUUGAUGAUUUCUGGCUCACACAAGGGGCAGCCGUAUUACUCAGUUUGUUGCAAAGUUCACAGGAGGAAGUUCAAGAAAGAAUGGCUACGGCUGUUGCAACCUUCGUAGUCAUUGAUGAUGAAAAUGCUACUGUUGAUUGCAAAAGAGCUGAGGCAAUCUUACAGGGGGAUGGAAUAAGGGUGCUUUUGAACCUUGCAAGAUCUUGUCAAGAGGGGCUUCAGUCUGAAGCAGCUAAAGCCAUAGCAAACUUGUCCGUAGAUUCAAAAGUUGCAAAAGCUGUUGCUGAAAGUGGAGGAAUCAAUAUUCUUGCCAACUUAGCAAAAUCAAUGAACAGAUUGGUAGCUGAAGAAGCUGCUGGGGGGCUGUGGAAUCUUUCUGUUGGGGAUGACUACAAGGGUGCCAUUGCAAAGGCUGGUGGUAUAAAAGCUUUAGUUGACCUUAUAUUCAAAUGGCCUUCCAGCACUGAAGGGCUUCUUGUAUGCAUCUUUAACUUUUCAUUCCUACACAUAUUUGUAUUAUUGUUGGAGCUAAAUUGUCAGCUUUGCUAUAUGAAGGAACGUGCAACUGGAGCACUGGCAAACUUGGGAGCUGAUGAGAAAUGCAGCUUGGAGGUGGCUGUAGCAGGUGGAAUCCAUGCAUUGGUGAUGCUUGCUCGCACUUGCAAAUUUGAUGGAGUGCAAGAGCAGGCUGCUCGUGCCUUGGCUAAUUUGGCUGCUCAUGGGGAUAGCAACAGCAAUAAUGCUGCAAUCGGACAAGAGGAAGGUGCGCUGGAAGAGCUGGUGCAACUUACCUAUUCUCAAAAUGAAGGUGUUAGGCAGGAAGCUGCUGGUGCUUUGUGGAAUUUGUCAUUUGAUGAGAAAAAUCGGGAAGCAAUUGCGGCAGCUGGUGGUGUUGAGGCACUGGUUUCCCUUGCUCAAUCUAGCUCAAGUGCAUCCCGAGGUCUUCAAGAAAGAGCUGCAGGUGCCCUUUGGGGAUUGUCAGUAUCAGAAACUAACAGCAUUGCUAUUGGAAGACAAGGUGGUAUUGCUCCACUUAUUGUCUUAGCACUUUCAGAUAUUGAAGAUGUUCACGAGACUGCUGCUGGAGCACUCUGGAAUUUGGCCUUUUAUCGUGAAAAUGCUCUCCAUAUAGUACAAGAUGGUGGAGUUAAACCUCUCGUUCAUCUAUGCUCUUCAUCAAUCUCUAAAAUGGCUCGUUUUAUGGCUGCAUUUGCCUUAGUAUACAUAUUCGAUGGGAGGAUAGACACAUCUGUUCCGGCUGUGCCCUCAUCAUCUGGAAGUUCAAAGACUCUGAACACUGAUGGGGAUGGGAGGAUCGCCUUAAAACAUGUUGAAGACUUUGUGAACUCAUUCUAUGAUCCACAAUCCUUUCAUACUGCAGCUUCAUCAUUGGUCCCCACUGCUUUGGCACAGAUAGCAGAAGCCAUAAGAAUACAAGAAGCAGGACAUCUAAGAUGCAGUGGAGCAGAGAUUGACAGAUUUCUCAGAAUGUUAAGGGACCCUUCUUCUAUACUAAAGUCCUAUUCUGCAUUUGCUCUUUUGCAGGAAAGCGACUAUUCUCUUUAUCCUAUCGAUUAAAAAAUAUAUAUUUGUUUUAUUCUCAUUUUGCAAUACAUUUUGCAGUUUACGUUGCCUGGAGGACGGCAUGCAAUGCAUCAUUCAAGCCUUCUUCAAAAUGCAGGUGCACCGAGAGUCUUACGUGGUGCCGCUGCUGCAUCAACAACACCUAUUCAGGCCAAAAUAUAUGCAAAAAUCGUGCUUCGGAACCUUGAGCAUCACCAUGAACUCUCAAGUUAGCUGUGAGGAUAGUUUCUUCUGAAACUCCCCCAUGGAGAUUGUCAAUCCUCAGAAAAAAGAAAGAAAGCAAAAUCUACUUUGAAUUGAAGCAGGCUCUCUUGUCGUCUUGCUUGAACCAAAACUGCUCCUUUUUGGUUCAAAAUUUUAGACACCUUGUCUUGUCUGGCGUCAUGGAUUACUUGUGGUAAGAAAAUGAAAGAGGGCAUGCAUGUUCAUGAAGAUCAUUAAACUGAAGUUUGUGAGGUUUAGAAAAGAUUUUUUUUUCUUUUUUGUUUAUUUUGCCUAUCAUAACCA
Molecule: messenger RNA, 3364 nt
Organism: Hibiscus syriacus
Lineage: Eukaryota; Viridiplantae; Streptophyta; Magnoliopsida; Malvales; Malvaceae
Product: protein ARABIDILLO 1-like
Exons: 11
Coding region: 158-2851 (897 amino acids)
Molecular function (GO): protein binding
Source: RefSeq, a predicted model, not a curated record